GCAACAUAUAACUGUCACGGAGAGCAAGCGCGACAGCAGCGUUUGGUUCUGCGAAAUAUAGCGCAGAUUUUGUGAUGUAAAGAGAGAAAAUAAUAUUUGUUGGCCAACAUGGCGAAUCCUAGGAAAUUCAGUGAGAAAAUUGCCCUCCACAAUCAAAAACAGGCAGAGGAAACCGCUGCCUUCGAGAAGAUUAUGCAAGAAGUGUCCGCCGCUACCAAUAAGCCGGAAGAGACAUGCCUGGCGGCGCAGUACGGGCAGAUGGGCGGGCGCUCCGGCGGCACCAGUCCUUCGCGAGCGCCCGGCCCGCGCGGCCGCACCGCCUCGUCGUCUGUGGGGCCCGGCCCCAUGAGGAAUAGACCUGCUGAGAGGAAGCAUGAUACCAGCCCGUACGGGAGCUCCGUUUAUUUGAGCCCCCCGCCCCAGGACAGCAGCUGGCGGCGCACCAACUCCGACUCGGCGCUGCACCAGACGUGCGAGCUGCAGCCGGGCGCCGCGCUGUCGCCGCACCACCCGCUGCACUCGCACGCGCACCCGCACACGCCGCAGCACCAGACGCACCGCCGAGCCGACAUUCACUUGGAAGCGCUAACGUCGAUGGGAGCGAACAGCAACAACCGGCCGCGGUCCUCGUGCGAAAUACCGCGAAUACCCAACAAUACGAAUUAUUUCCAAAGCGUGUACGAGGGCGGCGGCGGCGGCGGCGGUGGGCUGACGUGCGGCGAGCUGCAGAUGCCGGGCGGCUCGCUGCCCGACCUGACCUCCGUGCACUACCCCCCCCCGCACCCCGCCUACAGCCGGCCCUCGCCACAGUACCACCACCACCAGCAAAGCCCGUCGUCCCCGGGCGGCGUGUCCCCGCCGGGGGGCAGCGUGUCCCCCGCCACCGGGGGCCUGUCCCCCGCGUCAGGGUCCCCCGUCGGCGCGACCGUCCCCCCGCACGACCCCCACGGCAUGCGGCAUGACAACGGCACGGGGCUCUAUGAACAGAAACCAUCUUUUUAUUUAUUUCAGAGCCACUUAUCUGUACCAAACUCAAAUAAUUACCUUCACCAAAAUAAGAACAUGUCACCUUUAGAACACAGUUGGAUGUCGUCCAGUUAUCAACCGCCUUGUAGUCCCCCCUCUCAAUAUUCAUCCACAUCGAACAUAAAUAUACCUUCUCCAACGAUGGCGCAUAGUCCAGGGAGCCCCGUGGAGUCACCUCAGACGGACUACAGUCUGCAGUCCGCGCUAUUACAACCCUUCGAGUCAUUUACUAUGCAAGGAAUUCUGGACAACCCGACGACGAAUUACAACCAGCCGUACAUGAACCACGCCGCGCCGCACUCGCCGCAGCCCUCCAGCUCGCCGCACACGUAUCCUCAGUCGCCACACCGGUCGUCGCCGCUGCCGGCGGGGAGCCGCGACGCGUGCCGGGAGCGAACCCGGGACCCCGUGCCGGGCGGCCACCCCGCCUUCCCGCCGCUGCCCGUCUACAGCGCGCCCGACACGCCCAUCCCGGACAUCAUACUCACCGAUUACUCGAGCGAGCAGCUCCGCGCGGGGCUCGACCUGGACGACCUGUCUCUGCUGGACGAGCCGAGCGCCCUACUACCAGACUCGUCCGUCGAGCACGAGUUCCGCCUCGACCGCUUGUAGUACCCCCCCGCGCCGCGCCCCGCUCCCAAUACUACAAGGCAAUUCUAUCGUUUCAAGUCUGAGUUAGUGAAGGUAGGUCGUGUCUUAGAUUAGUUGUAACUUGCGGCCGGGAGGUGACUUGCGCCGAAACAUUCCCCCGACUUGAGGGCGGUCGGGCCCGCGGCCGGCGACAGUACCUGACACAGCGAGCGACGGGCCAGCCGCGAAGCCCUAUAAGCCAGUAUACAUUGUCCUUUUAAAAAAUUUACUCAUAUUUCUUAUUCGAGGUAUUAGGUACGUUAAUGGUUAGAUUUUUUAAAUUAAUCGUACGAUCUGUCGACGGUUUGUGUACAGCAUGAAUUAUAUUCUAUUUAGUAUUUGUGAAUAUCUACUCGAAUAUCCCGCGGGCCGCGCCGCGCGCGCGCUAGCUCUUUGUACAUAUACUUGAAAGUGUUCAAUUCGACGGAGGUUGCAUUUAAGAUGCUCUUGUUGCAUGCAUGCUAGAGUUAUACAAUAUAACACCAUUUUAUCAUUCGUCUUAGCAUAGUUAUUGUUGACUUACUUUUUUACCGGAGGCACCGUUCUCACUCUUUUUAUUAUAAAAGGCGGUUGUCAAUUGCUUCUGCGAUGGUCUAUUAGCGUCAUUAUCAAAAUAAUUGUUUUUUAUCUAAUCAAACAGACAGUUAAUAUUAAAAUUCAGCGCAUUUUUGAAUGCUCAUAGUUAAAAUUGUACAUAUAAGAGAGAGAGUCUGCUUACCCUGACCAUUGCAUUGCUGACUAUGACUAUGUUGCGUCUAACAUUACGUCAAAAUGACAACAGAAUGCUUUAUAUUCUGCAAAGCGAAGCGUUGAAUAUGUGCCAGAAAUGCAAGUUAAGGAUUUCAAAUAUUUUUUUUCUAUUGUAAUUAAUUAGAUGUCGAAUAGCACUGUAAAUAUGGGAAGGAAAUUUAUUGUUAUUAAAGUUUUAAAUAAGCUUUUGUCGCAAACAUAUCUAUUGUAUGUGUGUGUGGGUACGUUCGUGUGGUCAAUUCUGUGCACCCAUUCCCUCUUGAGUGUGUGUGACUACUGAGAAUAUGCACGUUUACUGCUAAAUGUAAAACUGAGACAGUGGGAUCAGUUAAGACUGUGUGUUCAAUGUCAAGUUAUACACUGUACGGGACAAAGGUAGGUCAAAAGUACAGGUUUUCAUCGUUUGCAUAAACUAUAUGAGUGUCAAUUUUCUUGCAUACAAAGUGGCGCCUCUUGCUAGAGAGUUUCUGCUGAAUGUUAACAUACUUUUGUACUGUUUGCACUACUAGUGCAACAGUCAAGUAACAUUUGUGAUCUUUAAAAAGUGUCACCAAAGAUCCACUAGCCACCAUUUAGGUACAUUUUUCUGUAUAAUUUCAUUCUUGAACAAUGCCAUAAUGACCAACUUAACUUUGCUGACCAUUUUCAUGAUAAGUCAAUUUAUUAAUAUGUUUCCGAAAUAAAUUUAGUUUCAGGGUACAAAAGAGUACCUACAGUUGAUUGAUCUCACUGUCUUAUUGACGGCGAAUAAAAGCAAGUUUUUUUAAUAUCCUUAGGUAUAGUAUCUGGAAAACUUUAAGUAGCUAUUAAGUUUGAAUAUUUCUAGUUUUAGGAUGGUCACUGUACGGAUAAUAUUAAUUUUAAAAAAAAUAUUAAUAUAAACAAAUUUUACUUCUUAAACUCAAUCUUUUGUUAAUAUUAUUGGUACAAUGACAAUUGAUAGGCACAUCCAUAUAUUUUGUUAUUGUAAAUGCUCAUUUUGUUACGUUUUAAGAGUCUAGUCAACAAAUUAUAUGUUUCAAAAUGACAUGGAACCUUGUCAAAUCUUUGUCAACGUCAACUGAUUUCCAUUCCAAUAAUAUUCUCUCUUCGGUAUUUGGACCUGUUCAUUUUUCGUAGUACUUUUAUAAGAAUGUUGUGAAUACAAGUCCCUCUUUACUGGCGUGUAUGAUAAUGACAAUUUUGUUCCUAAAUACCAAAAUAGACAUAAUUAUGAAUGGAAGCUAUUACUAGCAGUAAUAAAAUAUAGUGUUCGCAUUCAACAAAAGAUAUGAGUAUCCAUCCCCAGUCAAACAGUUUCACAUAGGUGAAAGAUGAGUUAAUGGAUACCGAAUCUAUAUUUAAGAAUUGGCCAUUGAAUAGUAAUAUCAAAGAGUUAGUGGGGAAUACCUGGGUACUUGUCUGUUUUGUUGUCCGUACACAGGCACGUGCGGCCUUUAGGUUAGCUGAUUCGCGAUUUGACAAGUUCUGCAAUAUUUACAGUUAUCAAUGUUCAAUCAAGUUGUUUGUGUUGUCUCUUCAAAUUAUAUAAAUCAGAAAGAUAUUGUGUACAAUGUACACAUUGAUAUUUUUAUGAAAUAUUAAAUCACUACGGUCAUUUUAACGAAUUCUGUACUAUGAUUGCGGUUUGUAUUAAUGCAUGACAAAUGAUUGUAUAAAUAGUUAUUGUAUGAUAAUUGUGAUAAAGGAAAAAGCACAACAUAAUUCAUAGUGAAGCCUAAUCUGAUGUUAAUGUAAGUUCUUUUUUCUUAAAAUUGUCAUAGUCUUUUCUAAAGUUAGGUACAUUAUGUACAUGUUAUUGUAAUAAGCUAGUUUCUGCCAAAUGCAGAGGAUGUUAAGGGCUAUAAGUCUGGGGUUACAUUCGAGUCUGGAUCAGGUGCAAUACGCGGUUGCAUGUGCGACUCACUACAAGUCGGCCAUUUUGUGAAUCCAACAUGGCGGACGAAUCGACGCCAUUUUCGAUCCACAGAAUCCGUUCUUAUACUUUAUGAUUUGACAUGUGAUUCAUAUAAAAUCAAAGAUUAAAAGAAUUAUUGGUAAUAAGUUUUUUAUUAUUAUAAUUUUAAAUUAGACGACAAAUUCUAUUCAACAGAAGCAAAUUUUAUAGAAAUAUUAAAAUUAUAAAUUUUGAUUGUUUUAUAUUUUAAAAAUCAGUACGGCUGGGCCAAUGUUAGAUGCCAUAUUAUGAUUGGCUAGUACCUACUCAAAAUUCUAAACUGUGUUGAAAUUUUGUACCUUUUGCAUUUCGGAGUUUAGGUUACGUAUAGUUUGGAUAGUUGAUGUGCAUAGUGCGUGCGAGCCGAACUGAGAACAGGCGUCAGAGACAAAUCUGGGCGGUCUACUCAAUAUACUAAGAGCUCUUACUAUUUGUCUUUCAUAUUACGACAUAAAUGUUUUUCUCAAAUAUGCACAAAGUUAUUGAAUUAUGCAGUAAGGUGUUUCAAGGGUUUGUUUUAUUUAAACCAAAUGUACAUAAUAAGUGUGAUAGAGAUGAAACAAAUUGUCUCGUUUAAAAAUAAAAUUGUUGUAAGUA
This is a messenger RNA of Plutella xylostella (diamondback moth), 4939 nucleotides long. The record is from RefSeq and is a predicted model, not a curated record. Lineage: Eukaryota; Metazoa; Arthropoda; Insecta; Lepidoptera; Plutellidae.